AUGACUUACAAUGCAUUUUAUAAGAACGCUGCAAAAUACUGGGCUAAUGUACCAGCAACAAUGGACGGAGUACUCGGUGGCUACGGUCACAUCACGGCCGUUGACAUCGAUGGAUCAAAACAAUUUCUAAAUAGCAUACUAUCGUUAGAUAAUCCACCGAGUACAAAUCUGGCCUUGGACUGCGGAGCAGGUAUCGGUAGAGUGAGCAAAAACCUUUUGAUGCCUUAUUUUCAGAAGGUUGAUUUAGUGGAACAAGAUGAAAAGUUCAUUAACACUGCAAAAAAAAAUGUUGGUGCUAACAAUGCUAAAUUAGGAACUCUGUACCAAAUUGGACUUCAGGAUUUCAAACCGCAAAAGGAAUAUGAUGUCAUUUGGUGCCAGUGGGUACUUGGACAUUUAAACGAUUACGAUUUAAUAGCUUUUUUAGAGAGAUGCAGUGAAGCUUUAGCGGAAAACGGAGUUAUUGUCAUUAAAGAGAACAUUGCUUCGCUGGAAGUAAUAGAAUACGAUGACGAUGAUUCAUCUGUAACACGCCCAUAUAAGUUAAUGCAACAAAUUUUUGAAGAAGCAAACCUUCGUGUAGUAAAGGUUGACGUUCAAACUGGUUUUCCUAAAGAAAUUUACCCAGUGCACAUGUUUGCUCUUGUCAUUAAUACAUAG
Molecule: messenger RNA, 660 nt
Organism: Pararge aegeria (speckled wood butterfly)
Lineage: Eukaryota; Metazoa; Arthropoda; Insecta; Lepidoptera; Nymphalidae
Product: N-terminal Xaa-Pro-Lys N-methyltransferase 1-like
Exons: 1
Coding region: 1-660 (219 amino acids)
Biological process (GO): N-terminal protein amino acid methylation; rRNA modification
Cellular component (GO): cytoplasm
Molecular function (GO): N-terminal protein N-methyltransferase activity; rRNA (adenine-N6,N6-)-dimethyltransferase activity
Source: RefSeq, a predicted model, not a curated record